Podarcis raffonei (Aeolian wall lizard) is the source of this 3334-nucleotide messenger RNA. RefSeq names its product BEN domain containing 4 (gene BEND4). Gene Ontology annotation, molecular function: DNA binding. Lineage: Eukaryota; Metazoa; Chordata; Lepidosauria; Squamata; Lacertidae. The transcript has 5 exons. The record is from RefSeq and is a predicted model, not a curated record. Bases 1035 to 2627 code for a protein of 530 amino acids.
UUUUGUGCAAAUCACGUCGAGCGACGUGAUUAAUCUCUCGGAUUCCUGGAAAUCUGACAUGCUUGAGUUACAGCCCCGCCGCCUCUCCGAUUUCGCCAGGAAACGGCUCGGGCAUAAUGAGAAACAAAAUGUCCUCUGCGCCGCGCUCUCGGCGGCCCUGGCGGUUCCCUUGGAGCCCCCGAAUACUUUUAUCUCUCGGCGGCCUCCAUCCCAUCGCUAACACGGGAGCCGAGGGGCGCGAAAUCGAGGCGGGAGAGCGGGGGGAGGAGAGAUGAGAGAGACGCGAGAGGCUCCGGGGUGAAUGGCAAGUAGGUCGUCGGGAAGAUGCCUGCGUGAUCCCGGUCCCGUGAGGGGGAAACGAGACCCGUGUACACCCUCCACACCACCGAAACACGCGUUCAUAAGGAGCGGCAGCUCGAGGAGUCAAACUUCCUUUUCCCGCUUGAACGCGAAGAAGUUGCGCGCGAGGGCGCAGGCGGGGAGCCUGUUCAGGAUUCCUCUGCGCCCUUAAACUCAGCCCGCCCCUCCCCCCCCCCGCCGUCUCUGAGGAAACGUGCCUGCCUGGAGCGCGGGAAAGUUCCCGCGCUGCGCCAGCCGAGGCGCGCUUUGACGCGGGAGUCCCGCGGAGUUGCCCCAGGAGGCGCCGGCGGCGGCGCCCUGACUCCAGAGGGAACGCAGCGGGUUCGUCGUGGCCCGCCCGACGAGCGCCCCCGCGGGCUUCUUGGGCAAAGCGGUCGCCGCCGCCUGAGGCGCAGCCAGCAGCGCCGCGCGCCGCGCUCCCUGAGGCGCUCCCGCCUCCCCACCCCGGGCCGUUCCCAUUAGCGGGCGGGGCGGGGUGGGGGCUCCCUCGCUUGCUCCUCGCCGCCCUUCUCCCUCCAGGCAUUGGCGAGGCCGCCUGUCAAUCAGCCGCCAACUCCCCCCCGCCCGCCCGCCCGCGUCUCCCCCAGCGCCGCACGACGGGGCUCCGGAGCGCGAAGGCGGCGGCGGCGGCGGCAGACGGGGCUCUGGAGAGCGCGGGCGAGCGGGCGCUGCCGAUGGAGGAGGCGAUGCAGGCGGUGGCGGAGGAGGGCCCCAGCGUGGCCAAGAUCUACAAGCAGCAGCGCAGCCCUUACAGCGCCCUCAAGACCUUCCCCAGCAGCCGGAGACCGGCGCUGAGCAGGCGCUACGAGAGACCCACCAUGGUGGAGAUCCCUCAGGUCAGGGCGGGCGUCGGGCAGCAGCAGCAGCAGCACUUCCAGCCGCUGCCCGCCGUCGGCUCGUCGUCGUCGUCCCUCAGCGAGCACCAGCUGCCUUACCAGGCGCACGGCUCCUACCCCGGCGCCAGAGCCUCGCAGGGCCACCCGCCCCGGACGCCGGCUCCGCAGCUGGGACACCAGGCAGCGGCUCCUGCCGCCGCCGCCGCUUCGUCGUCGUCCUCGUCGGCCAGGUACGGCCACGGCCACCAGGGGGCAGCAAGCAGCAGCAGCAGCAACAGCAGCAACGAGGGAAGCGGCAGCCUGGAGCUCAGCGCAGAGAGCCGUAUGAUUCUGGAUGCCUUUGCCCAGCAGUGCAGCCGGGUUCUUAGUCUUUUAAACUGUGGUGGGAAACUUCUGGACAACAGCCGCACUCAGUCUUUGGUUUCCUGUGUUAAGCAGGAGAGCCUGAGCUUUAGUGAAAGACCAGAGCAGUGCCAGAUUGGGAAAAUGGUCCAUAGCCAAGCGUCAGACAACUUGGACCUAGAGCUGCAGUACAUGCACAAGAAGCAGCAAACCUCUGCUUUUCUGAGAGUCUUUACCGAUUCCCUUCAAAACUAUUUGCUUUCUGGAAGCUUUCCAUCUCAGAAUGCUUCCUCCUUGAGUGAUUUUGGCCAUUUGGCCGACAUGGAUCCACUUUCAACCUCUCCAGUGCACACGUUGGGUGGAUGGACAUCCCCAGCAACCUCCGAGUCCCAUGGCCACCCAUCCUCUUCCACGCUUCCAGAGGAGGAGGAGGAGGAAGAGGAAGGCUACUGUCCUCGUUGCCAAGAGCUGGAGCAGGAGGUAAUUUCAUUGCAACAAGAAAACGAGGAACUCCGACGGAAGCUGGAGAGCAUUCCAGUGCCCUGCCAGACUGUUUUAGAUUACUUGAAGGCUGUUCUUCAGCAUCACAAUCAGCUUAUGAUUCCUCAGCCAGCAGAGCAGCCAGCAGAGGGGAGCAAACAGUUGCUUAACAACUAUCCCGUCUACAUCACUAGCAAACAGUGGGACGAGGCAGUGAACUCCUCAAAGAAAGAUGGGCGGAGGCUCCUUCGAUACCUCAUCCGAUUUGUCUUCACCACCGAUGAGCUUAAGUACUCGUGCGGCCUUGGGAAAAGGAAAAGGUCAGUGCAGUCAGGAGACACUGGUCCUGAAAGACGCCCUCUGGAUCCAGUAAAAGUAACAUGUCUCAGAGAAUUCAUUAGGAUGCACUGCACGUCCAACCCUGAUUGGUGGAUGCCUUCUGAGGAACAGAUAAACAAGGUGUUCAGUGAUGCCGUGGGACAUGCACGGCAAGGUCGUGCGGUGGGGACGUUCCUCCAUAACGGCAACUCGUAUUACGAAGGGAUUGAGCAACAUAGUUCGCAAGACGACCUCUUCAACAGGGGCAUCCACGAUGGAUCUGGAGACUGAUGGCAAAGGGGCAAACUGUAUUGGGGCAGUGAAAGAGACUGUGUGUUUGAUGUGCUGUUUGACGUGACUUAAGAACCCAAAGCAUGUUCAGAGUCUUGUUUCAUCCAAGGCCUUCCUGUGAAACCCCAUAGUGUCUAAGCCCAGACUUCUCAAACACAAUUUAAGGAUGCAAACCUACUUCUGAGUGGGUGGGGAGCAGAAUUCUCCUCAACGCAAAAUAAUAAUAAUAACCCCGCCACACACACCUUGAAAAUUGGCAUGUCAGGAAACAGGCCAGGCUAGGAAGAGUCUGCCUUACGUUUGUUUUUUUAUGUGAAGGAUUUCAUCUCCUGUAUUUUCCGUAUUCGAGUCUCCACCUGCCAUCUUAACGCACAAAACUCAGAUGCGGUUUUAUAUUCCCACCUCACAUGUGGCAAUGAAAACCAGUCUCACAGCACUAUAUAUCUUCACAGUGGUCAAAUGCAGUCGCACCCCCCACUGAUACACAACUUUACACUUCUGAGUUCAUGUGCAAUUUAGGGAUAAGGAACGUGUAGUGACAUUUCAUUAAAUCUGGAAGGCAUCUAAAUCAGGGAGAGUUUUGACAGGUUGCAUUUUAUUUUGGAAGUUUUCCUAUCUUUUGGGGGGGGGCAGGGGCGGGAAUGUCACCUAAAGAUGCUGGAACUAGUCUAUACUGCUAAUAGAUUGAUAAAUGUUCCAAGAGAUAA